Messenger RNA from Hibiscus syriacus, 1480 nucleotides. Its product is annotated as double-stranded RNA-binding protein 1-like. The transcript is spliced from 6 exons. Gene Ontology annotation, molecular function: double-stranded RNA binding. The record is from RefSeq and is a predicted model, not a curated record. Lineage: Eukaryota; Viridiplantae; Streptophyta; Magnoliopsida; Malvales; Malvaceae. Bases 92 to 1384 code for a protein of 430 amino acids.
UAAGUUGAUCUGUCGACGAACUCCAAUUUUUUCAGCUUAUAAAUUAGUUUUUCGUACGUUUGAAUUAGAGAGAAAGGGAAGGAAAGGAAAGAUGUACAAGUCGAAAUUGCAAGAGCUCUGUCAGAAGAAAGCAUGGAGGUUACCGGAAUACAACGUUACAAAGAAAGGACAAGAUCACAAUCCUAGUUUCGAAGCUACCGUCGACGUGAACGGCAUGUCGUUUCAGUCUCAGAAUCCGGCCAAGUCUUCCAAAGAAGCCCAAAAUAACGCCGCUCAUCUCGCUUUCCUUCAUUUCACUGCUCCUCCCCUCGUUGAUCAUGGUUCUUCAAAUGCAAUUACAAAUUUUGAUGGUGAUAUUGCUAACAGAAGGGUACAGCAACUAGAAGCAGAUCGAGAUUCUCUUGUCAAGGAACCUGCUUCCAUCUGCAACAAUAAUGAAAAAUUUAAAGAUAUGCAACAUUUUUACAAAAAUGUAUUGCAAAAUUAUGCUCAAAAGAGAAACCUUAGCCGGCCUGUGUAUUAUUGUGAGUCUGAGGGUCCGCCUCAUGCAAGUCGCUUCAGGUGCAAGGUCACUAUCAAUGAAAAAUUCUAUGAGAGUUUGGAGUUCUUUCCAACGAUAAAGGAAGCCGAGCAUGCAGCUGCAAGAAUUGCAUUAUUGUCUUUGGCACCGGAUACCAUUGAAGAGGUCCAGGAAGACUCUAGCUUAUACAAGAACCUGUUGCAAGAAUUAACACAGAAGGAAGGUUGCCUUCUACCAGUUUACACUACAACAAGAUCCGGUGAAGCCCAUGCAUCGAUGUUUGUUUCCGUUGUGGAGGUAAAGGGAGAGACUUUUACUGGGCAGGAAGCAAAAACCAAGAAGCAGGCUGAGUUUUUGGCAGCGAAAGUUGCAUAUACAAAGUUAAAAGAGUGCAAGUCAAAUAGGUGCUCUGUGGAUAUUACUCCGGCCUACUGUGGACCAGAAGUGCAUGUGGUCUCAGCUUCUCACUUGCCAACAAACGUCAAUGCUGUUACCCAACAAAAUUUUGGAUUCGAAGCCGGCAUGUUGCUUAAUUCUAGCUCAACUUCAAGGUCUGAUAUGCAGGAGGAUCGAGUUAAGGUAACAUUUCUUGAUCCUGUUCGGCCAUCCUCACCUAUCCUGUCCGAACAUCCUCAGCCGGAGGAUAACCUCUGUAUUUCUAAUAUUCUGUCUAAAGGCUUGGCUACUACGAAUCCAGUUGACUGUUCAAUCAUACAUCCUGUUGAAAUGAGUACCUUAUCCUGUAACAGGGUCAUAGUUCAUCCACGCGUGCCGAACAUGAAGUUUCCUGCAGGUAGCACUGUUCUGCCGAUGAGUGACGACGAUUGGGUUGCCGUUAAGGUUGGAUCUGAACCUAACCAGUGACUUCCGACAUAUUUAUGUAUGUUAAAAACAAUGGAACUCGCAUGAGAACUCCCCUAUGUUAUUUAGGGCUUUCUUUUCCGUUUUAAAACUGUUCUU